Messenger RNA from Tribolium madens (black flour beetle), 1408 nucleotides. Its product is annotated as homeobox protein ceh-31-like. Bases 277 to 1224 code for a protein of 315 amino acids. Gene Ontology annotation, cellular component: nucleus. The transcript has 3 exons. The record is from RefSeq and is a predicted model, not a curated record. Gene Ontology annotation, biological process: regulation of transcription by RNA polymerase II; cell differentiation. Gene Ontology annotation, molecular function: RNA polymerase II cis-regulatory region sequence-specific DNA binding; DNA-binding transcription factor activity, RNA polymerase II-specific. Lineage: Eukaryota; Metazoa; Arthropoda; Insecta; Coleoptera; Tenebrionidae.
CUAGUGAUCAUUGUUUGCUCAUAAAGCUCCAGUGGCUGUUAGAUGCGCCGUUCAGUGGCGCACCCCGGCGAUCAGUAGCGCUGAGCUUUCGUUGCACGCGGCGGCGGUGGCAGCUUUGGGGGGCUGCGUGUUGGUGAGUUUCAGUCAGACGGAAGACGGAGUCUCGGCAGCAGUAGAGUGCUCAAGUUUGGUGCGCGCGCGGCGUUGAACACGCGGUUGAUCCUGUCAACAGAAGAGCAAGUGGCGCGUGCUAGGACUUGAUGCUGUUUAUCAGCGAUGUCAUCUGACGUCAAGGAGGAAAAGACCGACGAGAAGACCGCUGACAGUGGCGUGAUCAAGGAGUUUUGCGGUGGUAACAGGACUCUUUCUUGGCACGAGCACGUCUACAAGAAGCUCACCAAUAAGCCCACGCCGCACCUCAUUGAGAAUAUUCUCGGCAUACAAAACGAAAAACCAGAAACCAAAAACAGAAUGAUCGUUUCCAUUACUGCAACCAUUGACAACCAGGAGGAUUUUCCGAAGUUACAACCCGCCGGAACGGGCUGUGAAAUUAAUGAACCUUUAAAUUUGUCAAUUCGUAGUGACCUUAAAGUGCGAACUAAGACUGUUAAAGAGCCGACGCGAAAGAGAAAAAAGACUCGAGAACCGUUGGAUUUGAAGUUAUCACCGGCCCCCUUGCACCCGCCUCAUCCGACUGAAUCCAUAGCGGAAGACGGUGAUGCUAAAAGUAAGAAGAAAAAAGCUCGGACCACGUUCACAGGAAGACAGAUUUUCGAGUUGGAAAAACAGUUCGAAAUGAAGAAGUAUCUGAGUAGUAGCGAGAGAUCCGAAAUGGCAAAGCUACUUAAUGUUACAGAAACUCAGGUGAAGAUCUGGUUCCAAAAUCGGCGGACCAAGUGGAAGAAGAUAGACAACAUUUCGAAUGCGGAGGCGGCAGAGCAUAAGAAUCACACGAUCCCGAAGGACGGAUCCAAGUCGUCCGACGACGUCAAGUUGAGGACGUACUCGAAGCACGUCAGUCAAAGCUCCAACUCGAGCAUCGAAAGCGACUCGAAGAGUUCGGUGGCGUCGGCGGAGCCGCCGCUCCAAGCGAAAUCUUUCAAAGAUAUUUUGCAAAAUACGCGCACAAACCCGUUGUCUCCCGACCCCCACUUCCAGUCCCAGAUGGACUCUACCAAAGAUGUUCUUUUGAACUUAUCCUUUAAUAUUAAAGACAAAUCCUAAAGACGGGAUGUCUUUUAGUGACAAAUUUGUAACACGAAGAGUACAAUUCCGUUAGUUGCACAUACAUAUAUUAGAAGAAUAUUUUUCAUAACUGAUUUAGAUGUAUUGGUAAACUUCAUAUUUUGUAUGUAAAUACCACUAUGUUUGUAAUGAUCCAUUUCAUGUAAUAUCAUCAUUGAAUAAA